UCCAUUGGCACUGACAGUGGAUACACUGAAAGCUCCUAUAUCAGCAGGCUCCAGUUCCAGCAUCUCCCUCUUGGGGCUGUCCUGUGCAAAGAAGAGAUGCAGCUUAGGUGAUGUGAGACGUCCCAGAUGAAGAGAGAGUGGACAGAAGUGCAUAAAGGAGCACUGUGAGGGCUGCAGGAGGUGGUGGAGUGGGUGUGUUCGCAGGACGCUGUCCUCAGCACCUCGCACUGAGUGGGCGCUUGGAGAGCUUUGCUUGCACUCACUGGAGGCAGGGCACUAAUUAUCUCAGCUCAGAGGCGUACUUUGCUUAUGACGUGUUACUUUCCCUUUCUGCUGGAUGAGAAGUGGCUCCUGUUGCCCAGGGACCUGUGCCAUCCAGAGAUUCACAAGGCAACGACUGGGACAUAGACACAAUUUCACAAGUGAAGAAGAUCCCGUUGGCUUCUGAAGAUGAAGAACCUACUUUGCCUGGUGCUAAUUCCUUUGUGUUGGGCUGCACAUCAUGGGAACUCCACUGUGUAUCUCGACAGGAUCAUUCACAUCCACGAAAAUGGACCACGGCUUGUUGUGGAGGUGGAUCAAACUAAAGUAAUUUCCCAUCGUGGUGGCAAUGCUACACUGCCUUGCAAAUUCCAGCAUGAGUCCAUUACUGCUGGCUCACCCUCUCACAAAAUCCGAAUCAAGUGGACCAAACUAACUUCAGAUUACCUCAAGGAGAUAGAUGUCUUUGUUUCCAUGGGACACCACAAGAGGACCUAUGGCAGCUAUCAGGGCAGGGUUUACCUUCAAGGAGCCAGUGAAAAUGAUGCUUCUCUAGUGAUCACUGACAUAACACUGGAAGACUAUGGGAGAUACAAAUGUGAAGUGAUCGAGGGACUGGAGGACGAUACUGCCAUCAUAUCAUUGGAUUUACAAGGUGUUGUUUAUCCAUUCUUCCCGAGAAUGGGGCGCUAUAAUUUGAAUUUCCACGAGGCACAGCAAGCUUGCCAAGAUCAAGAUGCUAUUAUCGCCUCUUUUGACCAGUUAUACGAUGCCUGGAGAUUGGGACUGGAUUGGUGCAAUGCAGGUUGGCUGAGUGAUGGUUCCGUUCAAUAUCCAAUAACGAAUCCCAGAGAACAAUGUGGAGGCAAACACACGGUUCCGGGAGUACGAAACUACGGCUACAGGGACAAAGACAAGGGCAGAUACGAUGUCUUCUGUUUCACCUCGAACUUUAAAGGACGAUUCUACUACCUAAUCCAUCCAACCAAACUGACUUAUGAUGAAGCUGUACAAGCCUGCAUCAACGACGGAGCCCAGAUAGCCAAAGUAGGCCAGAUGUAUUCGGCAUGGAAACUCCUUGCUUAUGACCGAUGUGAUGGUGGCUGGUUGGCCGAUGGCAGCGUCCGUUAUCCUAUCUCAAAACCAAGGAGACGUUGUAGCCCCAAUGAGGCUGCAGUACGCUUUGUAGGUUUUCCAGACAAAAAGCACAAGUUGUAUGGUGUUUACUGUUAUAAAGCAUAGAACUGCACAACAGUCAGACACAGAUGUCCAAUGUGUAUCCUUCUAUCUGCUGUUGAAUCACAAUUCACUAAGGACGGUGGGAGAUGUGGUUCAACAGCAGCUAGAGCCUCACAGGUUGGACAUUGCUGCCCAGACAGCACAACAGUAUUAAUAAAUAACCAUUAGGAACAUGUGAAAGAUGUAUUUUCAGUAUGAACUCAUUCAAGCUAUAACAACUGUGAUAAACCUUUUUACUUACUGUACAAAGCCUUGUCAUAAAUACCUGCCAUUUGCAUUGUUUUUUUAUGAUUAUCAUUUUACUUUUAUAACUCAUUACUUGGAUUAAAAAGAAAAAAAAACAAUCUCACAUAAUUGCUAGGGAUGGGUCCAAUGCUUAAAGGGACACUACUGUUUAUAAGAGAAAUGCUGUAAUAUUCACAGAUAUUAUUGCAGAGGUUUCCAUAACUUGAUGGAACAGAUUACCUGGAACCCUCCCCAUGCUCAGAAUUACAGUUCAUGACAGGCUCUUACCUACCUACAUUCCAGAUUUUAAAAUUAGGACAUUUUAACUGUGUCACUAAUGAGAAAGACCAUACCCAGUUAUACUCAGUCAAACCCAGUCCUCACAAACUCCUCCCACUUUUAGGGGCAGAUUUACAUAUGGUCGAAUAUCGAGGGUUAAUUAACCCUCAAUAUUCGACUGCCGAAGGUAAAUCCUUCGACU
Molecule: messenger RNA, 2206 nt
Organism: Xenopus laevis (African clawed frog)
Lineage: Eukaryota; Metazoa; Chordata; Amphibia; Anura; Pipidae
Gene: hapln1.L
Product: hyaluronan and proteoglycan link protein 1 L homeolog
Exons: 5
Coding region: 451-1503 (350 amino acids)
Biological process (GO): skeletal system development; glial cell differentiation; positive regulation of neuroblast proliferation
Cellular component (GO): perineuronal net; synapse
Molecular function (GO): hyaluronic acid binding
Source: RefSeq, a predicted model, not a curated record